Molecule: messenger RNA, 1989 nt
Organism: Amoebophrya sp. A120
Lineage: Eukaryota; Dinophyceae; Syndiniales; Amoebophryaceae
Source: the annotation of a GenBank genome assembly
CAGGGACAUUGCAGGGCUGCUUGGGAUUGGCAGGAAGCACUGCUCGACCACCACGAGGGCAACUGAUAGAGCUCCUACAGAGAGAGGACCUUUUCAGGUGCGUGACAGCCAAUCAUUAAGAUUGAUUGGGAUUGGCGAGAUCGAGCGACAAAAUGAAUCCGGAAGUUCUGAAGGAGAAGCUGCACUCCAUCGUGAGUGACAACCGGAGCUACGCGAGCGAGCACAAGGAACUCUUUGACCGGGCGCGCGAACUGAUGGAAAACCCGGAGGAGCUGGAGAAGAACUUGGCAAUCAUCGCCAAGGAGAGCCCGGUACGAUGGAAAGAUCAGGAUUUUCAUUUCUCAAUCCGCUAAGUAAUGUCAUGAGGAGCUACUUGCAUCACAAGUAAGGAUCGCAGUACAGUAGUUUUACUUCCACCUCCGCUCAACACCCAGGUCGGCCAACUCCUGGCACUCGAAACCCUCGAACAAGCUGCCGAUAACGAAAGCGACACCCAGUCCGAGCAGGGGCUUCUGCAAGCGCACGAGAACGAUGAAAAAACGAAUACGAAAUUGAAGUCGAAAGUGGACAAGCUGCAGAAGAAGAUCGAGCAGGUGCAGAUCGAGCAGCGGAUCGCGAAACAGGCGGACCAGAUCUUGCACCAGGUGAAAGAUUCCAUGGUGAACUACAAAUUCGACGACGAGUUCAACGCUUGGCGGGAAAAGGUCUGGGCGCAAGCAUUGUCACAGCAAGAGGCGGAAGAAGAUCGCUUUGCAGAGGCGGAUGGGAAGCCGAGGUCGUGGGUAUAGGAUUUUGAAUGCCACCAGGCGAAGAUGAAGUUUUUGGCGCUCCUUUUCCUUUUGCUGUGAUCAUGCAUACGAAAAAAAUUCAGUCUUUGCAUUUGGAUUUGACAAAAAAAAUGACACACAUUCAUCGUCGUGUUCUAGGUUCUCCUCCGCCACCUCGAUGAGAACGGGGAGCAAAUCACCCAGGAGGUCGGCGACAUUUUCCGGCGCGACGUGGAGACAAUUAACCCGGUCCAGCAUGACUACCGCAACGACCCGAUUGUGCGGAAGACCAAGCGACAUUCCUGGCUGUUCUUUUCCCCAAGUAAGUGGUGCGGUCUGCUGAACAAAAAGGGAAGCGGAGGGGAUGGUCGUACGAAUAAUGGUCAUAAAAACUACAUGAUGACAAGCGCGAGCGGAGUUGCGAAAUGGAAGGAGCUGUCCGCUUCGGAAAGCAGCAAUGCUUGGAAUUUCUUGACAAGGUCGGCGAUGGUGAACACAGUUUUCGCAGUUCUUCUCGCGAUCGGAUUUGUCGUUGGUAUUCUGCUGUAUUCGGUCUCAUUGGGCGGGAAGAGUGACGGCGUGGUUGCAGCUGCCGGCGCUCUUGCUGAUCCGACAGUUGUGUUGCAAGGCGGUGCGAGCGGACGCGUAGGUGAGCUGGGUGCCGUCGUUCCAAAAACGGACCUUGGCUCGUCCCACGUGACUUCCGCGGGCGGCGUUUCAAGUGUAGUAGAAACGAAUGCACUAACAGCACCAGUCGCAAGAGGAAGAGCGGAAAUUGCAGCAGCUUCUCCUACUUCCUCGGGCGUCGGUGCGAAAAGAACUUUGCUGCCACGACUGCAGGCAUCUGCAGCUGGAUCUUCCCUAGACGUGGAGGAACAAGCAGAAGCGGACAUGUCGCUCUACAGUGCCAUGAAGCAGCGGACGAGCAGACGCAGUGCCGGCAUUGUGUAAGUUGAGGGAAUUUUGGUACUUUUUCGAUCGAAGCCGAUCGAUAAGAAAAAAUCCAUGUGCAUUUGCUUGUCCCUGUUCAUCAUCAUUUUUGCGGUUUUCAUGAAGCACAAGGUUUGAAGGAGGCCGUAGCAAAAACUUUUCUUUUGGACUCCGAAUGAAACUUUCAGCUGACUUUUGCUGCGCCGAAACGAAUGAAUGCUUCCGAAUAAAAAUAUGCUGUCCAAGUGUUUACUGCCGUCGGGAACAUCUGGCGAAAUGCGAGUUCAGGUCG